UCUCUGCUCAAUAGGGAAUCUGCUUCUUCCUCUCCAGCUCCCCUGUGUUUGUGUUCCAUCUUUCACUAUUUCUCUUUGUCAAAUAAAUAAAUAAAAUCUUAAAAAAAAUAUUGAGCCAGUAUGUACUAACGGAAAACCACAUUUGGUGGUGAGGCAUUAUUUUUAUAUAUUGCUUUGCUUGUAACAUUUAUUUUAAAAAUAAUAAUUGAAAUAGGUGUUAUGAUUUGUUACUACUUAAAUCUUGGAACACAUUUCAAAAUCGUGACUCACUUGUUUGUUUAUUAAUUCAAUCAGCAAAUAGCUGGCAGUUGUAUACCAGGCAUUGUUUUAAGUGCUGGCAGUUGGAACCUUGACCAAAAUCUAGGUCUGCUCUUAAAAUAAAUUCCUCACUAGAAUGUAACAAAAUAUCAGAUCAUGGCUAUCAGGAACAAUAAGCAUUAUAAGGGAAUGGAGUGUCAUGAGUUGAGUGGCUAUUUUACAUAUAUUAGUCAAGCUGAGAUUCUGAUGAGGGGAUUGUAGAGCAGAAUAUGAAUGGAGGGUGCCAGCCGUAUUAUCUGUGGAAAAUUGUUCCAAGCUGAGAGAAUUGCAAGUACAAAGACCCUGAGGCAGGGACUAUCUGGUGUGUUUCAAGAAUAGCACAGAGGCCCGUGUUGCUGGAGUGUUGCUGGAGUGUCCCUGAAGUAAUCAGGGACCUGAUAACGUAGAACUUUGUAGGCCGUGGAAAGGGCGACUUUGGAUAUUAUUCUGAGCAUAAUGGUAAACACUUACUUAUUCACCAGAUAUUUACUGAGCAUCUGCCAUAUGUCAGAUACUUUUUCACGUUGAUGGUCCUUGGAGUUAUUGUGUGUUCAGCUCUAGACCAGCAAAGCAAAGCAAAUAUUGCAAUAAAUCUUUUUCACCCAGGUAACAAAGUUUAUAGUUGAAACUCAGCUUCUCUUAAACCACCACUCUUUGUUCUGUUUUAUGGAUCUUACCUGAUGUGCAACUACUGUUACAGAUUUGGAUUCCAGUAAUUACCUGCAGGAUUCGCCAUGACCCCAGCUCUGAGGGAGGCAGCAACAAAGGGUAUCUGCUUUUCAUCUAUAUCAAGUACCAUGGAGUCCGACAAGAUGCUAUGCAUGGAAAGUGCAAGAACUGUAGAUGAAAAGCUCAAGGGAGACACUUUGUCUCAGAUGCUGGGAUUUCCAACUCCUGAACCUACUCUUAACACUAACUUUGUGAAUUUAAAACAUUUUGGCUCCUCUCAGUCUUCAAAACAUUAUCAGACUGUUCUUUUAAUGAGUUCUAAUUCUGCAUUAAAUAAAUACAGUGAGAGUUACAAACAAAGGAAAUUAGGGGAACCCAACUGCAAUAAGCUGAAAAACAUACUGUGUAAUGGCAGCAACAUUCAGCUUAGUAAAAUCUGUCAUUCUCAUUCUGAAGAGUUCAUCAAAAAGGAAGUGCUGUCAGAUACCACAAGCCAGUGCAUGACAGAUGUACAAAUUAUUUUGGAUUCAAAUAUAACCAAAGACACUAAUGUAGAUAAAGUACAACUGCAAAACUGCAAAUGGUACCCAAAGAGUGCACUUUUGGAUAAAGUUACUGAUGCUGAAAUUAAAAAGGGUUUAUUGCACUGUGCUCAAAAGAAAAUUGGGCCUGGCCACUCCAAUGUGCCUAUUAGUCUCUCAGUUGCUGAGAAAGAGGAGGAAGUGAACGCUCGUUUACUUCAUUGUGUAAGUAAACAGAAAAUUUUACUUAGCCAGGCUAGAAGAACUCAGAAACAUUUGCAGAUGCUUCUGGCAAAGCAUGUUGUUAAGCACUAUGGUCAACAAAUGGAAUUUUCUCUGAAACAUCAACUCCCCCAAAUGAAGAUCUUUCAUGAACCUACCACAGUUUUGGAUAGCAGUUUAUCUAAUUGCACUGAAAUUAAUCCAGAAGUCAACAUGUUGACUGCAGAGAAUAAGUUGUGGAGGGAUACGAAAAAUGGCUUUGCACGGUGUACAGCUGCAGAAAUCCAAAGAUUUGCACUGUCUGCUACAGGGCUGUUGUCUCAUGUUGAAGAAGGUCUGGAUUCUGAUGCAACUGAUAGCAGCUCUGAUGACGAUUUGGAUGAGUAUACCAUUAGAAAAAAUGUGGCCGUUAACUGUAGUACUGAAUGGAAGUGGCUUGUGGACAGAGCGAGAGUUGGCAGCCGAUGGACAUGGCUUCAAGCCCAGAUUUCAGAACUAGAGUACAAAAUCCAGCAACUAACAGAUGUUCACAGGCAGAUUCGUGCAUCCAAGGGGAUAGUGAUCCUAGAAGAAUGUCAACUUCCAAAAGACAUUUUGAAGAAACAAAUACAAUUUGCUGACCAGGCGGCUUCAUUAAAUACUACAGGGAAUCCCCAGAUUCCUCAAGAGAGUCCAGAUCCUUUACCAGAACAAGAUUUUGAAAUGUCACCAAGUAGCCCAACACUUCUUCUUCGCAAUAUAGAAAAACAGAGUGCACAGUUGACUGAGAUCAUCAACAGUUUGAUUGCCCCUCUCAACUUGUCCCCAACUUCAUCGCCCCUAUCCUCCAAAUCCUGUAGCCAUAAUUGUCUGGCUAAUGGCAUUUCCAGGAGUGCUUCAGAGAAUUUAGAUGAGCUCUCUUCCUCCAGUAGCUGGUUACUUAACCAGAAGCACAAUAAGAAAAGGAGAAAAGACAGGACAAGAUUGAAAUCUCCGUCCUUGACUAUCAUGAGUACAGCUGCUCGAACAAGGCCACUUCAGAGUUUCCACAAACGAAAACUCUACCGAUUGAGCCCUACUUUUUAUUGGACUCCGCAGACUUUGCCUUCAAAGGAAACAACGUUUUUAAAUACCACACAAAUGCCUUGCUUGCAAUCAGCUUCAACUUGGAGUAGCUGUGAACACAAUUCCAAAUCUCAGAUACUAAGAGAACAUGUAUCAGAAUUGGACUCCUCUUUCCAUUCUGUACUGUCGUUGCCAUCAGAUGUGCCUCUUCAUUUUCACUUUGAAACAUUGUUUAAAAAGACUGAAAUAAAAGGAGAUCUUGCUGAAAAUAAAUUUGUAGGAGACUGUGUCAUAUCUCCAUCACCUGUACAUAAUACUUCUCUGAAUCAAUGGAGAAAUGGAUAUUCUCCUACUUGCAAGCCUCAAAUAAGGUCAGAAUCUUCUGCACAUUUGUUCCAGGGAAGAAAGAAGAGACACUUGAGUGAAACAGCAUUAGUUGUGGCUUGUUGCUGCUGCCCAGCAGAAGUAUCCUGUUGCAUAAUGCUAGCCCAGAAAAAGGUCAAAAUUCAAGGAGAAAGAACCAGAUUUGAAGAAUUUGCUUUUCAACGCACAGAACCAGGAUCCCAUAGCAAUUUUACUGCUGUUACUAAUGUCAAUGUUAUAUCAAGAACCCAGAAUUCAUCAUCACAAAAUACUGCACGACGGAGACUGAGAAGUGAGAGCUCUUACGACAUAGAUAAUAUUGUGAUUCCCAUGUCAUUAGUUGCCCCAGCUAAGUUAGAGAAACUCCAAUACAAGGAAAUACUUACUCCAAGCUGGAGGAUGGCUGUUCUUCAGCCUUUGGAAGAAUACCAUGUAGGUGAAGAGGUAGAAGAUCUUUCUGAUGAAGUCUUCUCCCUAAGACACAAAAAAUAUGAAGAGAGAGAGCAAGCCAGAUGGUCACUAUGGGAACAAAGCAAGUGGCACAGGAGAAACAGCAGAGCCUACAGUAAAAAUGUGGAAGGACAGGACUUGCUUUUGAAAGAAUACCCUAGUGACUUCAGUGGCGGCCAGCACUGUGCUGCUGGAAGUCCUGCUGAGCUCUCUUCAGAGAGCCAGGAUCUUGGUGCACAGGGCUCACCUUCGUUAAAUGAAAGUCAAGAAAUCAAGUCUUUGUGGUGGGAACGACGGACUUUUCCGCUGAAGGACGAAGACACAGAAGCCUUACUAUGCCAGGAUGAAAAGAAGGAUCACAGUGAAAGUUUGAGCCCAGCCUCCCGUGGUGAAAUCUUCUGUCCCACUGCCCCAGAGAACAGUCAGCAUCCAAAAAGGCAGGCAGACGAAAUGGAAGAGUACAAACCUUUUGGUCUAGGACUUACUCAUAUUAAAAGAAAUAGGUGACAGGGAACAGGUUUAAAAAAGUAUGUACGUGAAUGGAAAACGGGGGGAAAAAAAAAGCCCUGCUUUCCAUCCCCCACCCCUUCAGUCACAGUUCCAGAGUAAGAGCAUGUACUGCAUGUAUUAAUCUUCGAUGCUGUUAUAAAACAGGCAAGGUAGGUCUUUUUCCUUCUUGAACCACAGGAAUAACUAGCUUUUCACCUACAAGACAAGUGCUAGUCUUUUGUGUUUAUGAUGCAAAUCACAAGCACCAAAAAAUUAACUGCUGCAAUCUGUUGUUAAAUCACAUUACUGGGUAAAUGACUUUUCAAAGACUGUGUGUGUGUGUGUGUGUGUGUGUACACACACAUCUACACACACACACACAUAUACACCUGUGCAUCAAAUGACAACUCUUUCCUGUACAUUUCUAUGUAAUUUCUAGGGUGAUUCAUUAAAAUUACUUCAGAAAUAUAUUAUACACAUAUGUGUGUAUAGCGUAUACAUACCUAUAUACACAAUCAUUUUUAAAAACACUGGCAGCGACCACUCCACUUGAAAAUGCAUGUAUGAACUACCCCAUGAAAUGUAAGCUGUACCCUAAACAAAGCACAGGUUCCAGUGAUAAUAGGUAUCUAAAAGUCUUGGCUAAGGGGAGAUAAUUUUUUAAAAAACACGUUUAACCAACAGAAGUUAUUUAUGGAAAUUUCUAUACAAGAUAACACAAUAUGCCUUUAUCUAAAAUCACUGUUAUCUGUUAGACUAAGGGUUACUUUCCAUUCGCUCCUAACAGAUGAAGGAAGACAAACAAAGUAGAGUUAAAUAUUGGUCUCUUUGAAAACCUGAAUUUUAUCUAUUUUAUGUAUCUCAUGGAGAGAAGACACCAACUUAAAAUAAGCAACAGGAAAGUCCUAUCAGUAUAUAACAGUAUAAAAAACUGUUGUAUUUCUAGUUAAUUUGGUUAUUCCUUACUCUAGCUCACUCAAUUCAAAUAAGCAUCUAUUCUUACUUGUAUCCUAGAGUGAGAAAAUUUUUCAAAGGAUAACGCUUCAAUACUGAAUACAGGAGGGUACAUUAAGGAAAGUUCCUUUUGAAGCUAACACAUAACUUUCUCUAUGUAAAAGCUGAGGCAAUUUCUCUCAUAUAAAAAAAAAAGGUUAUUCAAGUUAUACUACCCAUAGAACUGACAAUCCUGGCCAUCUGGCCUAGUCGGGGGGGGGAUUUGACACUAAGUUUUUUGUUAGGGAUUGGAAAUUAUACUAGUCCCUUUAAGGAAGGAAAAAAAUGCAAAUUCAAUACUGACAAAUUUUUGCUGUAGUUUUACUGUACAUUUAUUUUUAAAAAAGGAAACAAAAGCCAGACAAACCCAAGUUGUCUAGGCAAAUAAGCUCAAAUCUUUGUCAUGUCCGACAUUAUAAUCUUCUAUGUAAGUUUUUUAAUUAAAGUUAUUUCUAUAUGC
Messenger RNA from Mustela erminea (ermine), 5508 nucleotides. RefSeq names its product KAT8 regulatory NSL complex subunit 1 like (gene KANSL1L). Gene Ontology annotation, molecular function: histone acetyltransferase binding. The record is from RefSeq and is a predicted model, not a curated record. Lineage: Eukaryota; Metazoa; Chordata; Mammalia; Carnivora; Mustelidae. The coding region runs from base 1032 to 4073 and encodes 1013 amino acids. Gene Ontology annotation, cellular component: NSL complex. The transcript has 17 exons.